Toxorhynchites rutilus septentrionalis is the source of this 3106-nucleotide messenger RNA. It is a transcript of the gene Nle, whose product is annotated as protein Notchless. Gene Ontology annotation, cellular component: nucleolus. The record is from RefSeq and is a predicted model, not a curated record. NCBI's taxonomy places the organism in Eukaryota, Metazoa, Arthropoda, Insecta, Diptera, Culicidae. Bases 293 to 1735 code for a protein of 480 amino acids. The transcript has 4 exons. Gene Ontology annotation, biological process: ribosomal large subunit assembly; Notch signaling pathway. Gene Ontology annotation, molecular function: protein binding.
CCUCUCUCUCAGGAAGUUACUAUCCCCUGGCAGAGGGAUAGUGAGAUAGGCAGUGACAGUAGGUAGAGUGGGAUAGCGAUAAUCGUGUCAUACACCUGUCUGAUACAUUCACAUACUAACAUGACUGAAAAACUGCUACACCUCUGCCAUUUACCGAAAACGCACGUGUUCACUAGACGUAUACAAAAGCGAAUGUUUUGAAUGUAUCAUUGAAGUGCUUACAUGUGAAUUCAUAAGCUCCUGUUACGGAGAUUCGCCAAAAGAAAGGAAACUCUAUAUUACAUACAGCAGAAUGGAAGUAGAUGAAGAAACUGCCCCGCAGACUCAUUCAAUCCAAGCACGAUUUGUGUCAGAUGUUGGUGAAGAAGCAGGUCCGCCUCUAGAUCUCCCGAUCAAUGUCACCAAGGAACAACUGGAACUCAUUUUGAACGCUCUGCUUAAAAAUGAAGAACAAAAACCUUAUUUAUUCUUCAUAAGUGACGAAGAAGUUCGUGAUACAGUGCAGCAAUCGAUCGGCGCUAAACAGUUGGAUAUCGAGAAUGUGCUGGAUAUUUUAUAUCAACCGCAGGCGGUCUUCCGAGUUCGGCCGGUCACUCGAUGUACAAGCUCUAUGCCAGGUCAUGCUGAAGCUGUUGUUUCUCUAGCAUUUAGCCCAAACAGUUUGCAUUUGGCCAGUGGUUCCGGCGAUACAACUCUCCGCUUGUGGGAUUUAACAACGGAAACUCCUCAGUUUACCUGCACUGGUCAUAAAAACUGGGUAUUGUGUGUAGCAUGGUCACCGGAUUCAUUGAAAGUAGCAUCGGCGGAUAAAACAGGUGAAAUUCGGGUUUGGUGUCCCAACAGUGGAAAGUUACUAGGACGACCGCUGGUUGGCCAUAAAAAAUGGAUAAGCUGUCUUAGUUGGGAGCCGUAUCACAAAAAUCCAGAAUGUCGAUUUUUAGCUAGCGCGGGAAAUGAUCAUGAUGUUAGAAUCUGGGAUGUGGUUUUGGGCACGUGCAUAAAGGUUAUUGCCGGACAUACCGCUCCAGUAACUGCGGUUCGUUGGGGUGGCGCAGGUUUGUUGUACACUUCAUCCAGAGAUCGAACCAUAAAAAUGUGGCGAGCUGAAGACGGUGUUUUAUGUAAAACAUUCACCGGACAUGCUCAUUGGGUGAAUAAUUUGGCCCUCAACACCGACUACGUGUUGCGUACUGGACCUUUCCAUCCUGUUAUGGAAAAAUCUAAAAUUUACUCCGUUUCAGAUAUGAACGAGCUUCAGCACUCGGCACUCGAGCGCUAUGAAAAAGUUUGCCCUGAUGCCAUUGAAUCAUUUGUAUCCUGUUCGGACGAUUUUACGCUCUAUCUGUGGAAAUCAAAUCAAAAACAAUUCAUCACCCGAAUGACGGGUCAUCAGAAUGUUGUAAACGACGUUAAAUAUUCUCCUGAUGUAAAAUAUGUGGCCUCAGCUUCAUUUGACAAAUCCGUACGAUUAUGGCGUGCUAGCGAUGGAGCAUUUAUUUGUGCAUUCCGUGGACACGUCCAAGCUGUUUAUACAGUCGCAUGGUCAGCAGAUUCACGACUAAUAGUCAGUGGUAGCAAGGAUUCUACGCUGAAAGUGUGGAGUGUUAAGGAGAAAAAACUAGCACAAGAGCUGCCGGGACAUGCGGAUGAAGUUUUCGGAGUCGAUUGGGCUCCAGAUGGUUCAAGAGUUGGUUCCGGUGGAAAGGAUAAAGUGCUAAAACUAUGGUCGUACUAAAUGUAUCCAAAUCAAUUUAAGUGAACAAUCAAUUCAGUUGUAUUUUAGAAUAAAAACAUACUAUCAAACAUAUUGAGUUAUAUAUUUUUUCAAAUAUUUUAAUCAAUUUCCUUAUAUUACAAAAUGACGCUUGCUAGACUUACUUUAUUCUCGACCAAUGUCUGACCAUAACUCAUAAUGUUCGAUUGAUAUACUUUCAUGUAUUAGAAAAUCGUUCAAGAAAGUAAUCAUUCGAUGGCUCGAUCGACGGAUCGAAUCUGGAGGCAAUCUGGCGUAGUAAUUAACAUCAUUAACUCACGUUAAAGAUCACGAGUUCAACUCUCACUCCUACUCCAUCCUUCCUUCAGAAUGGAAGUAGAGCCGUAGUCCGAGUGACGAACCAACCAAAAGUGUUGAAAGUCACUAUAAUACAGAAAAGAAAACUAGACGCGGACGUAGAGCUACCGUUGGCUUAGCAAUCAAUAAGUAACAAUCAUGUAAAUAUUGGCCGGAUACCGGAUAUUAGGAAAAAAUCAAUAAUUUCUUAUUAACAUAAGAUAAAUAUUUUUUUUUUUUAUAUAUAAGUUAAUAUUAACUCAUAACAUUAAUUCAUUGACACGUUUAUUAUAAAUUUUUUAACCGGCCAGUUUCAGAGGACAGUCUUUCUUUGUAAACAUUACUGCAAAGAGCUGAAAGAUUAACUCUAGCAAACCUUGCCAAUUGGGAAGGCAAUUGUUUAGAGGUUACGACAUCCGCGCGACGACCUGUGUGUACGAGCGACAUGAAAGUCAUACUGCACAUCGAUCAUACCAGCGCGAUGUGCAUACUUUUCGGCAAAGUGCUCCGUACAGCGGUAACACUUUGACGGAGCACACUUCCGUAUUGAAAGGUUUAAUGCCUACCAAAUGAAGAAACGUGAUUGCGAUCCAUUCGAAAGGUAUUCGCAUAACAGUCAAUUUCGUUUUAACACGCAUGUUUCAUUUCAUUCCACACUUAGUGAAAUUCAAUUAUCCAAUUUCCCAAACCCUUGUUAAACCACAAGUCAUAAAAUAUUAGUCACCCGCUAUACGCUUUACGACCGACGGAAUAACAUUCAAGUACCAUAAAUAAACACGACACUUGUAGCAACAUGUGUACGCUUAGCCAAACAGCGCAAGUGUCCGAUGUUAUGUUUGCGACCCACUUAAGACACGCUUGCUCAAGCAAAACAGAAGGCUAAAACCCACAACAUCUUUUACCAUUUUGUCCGUCCUCAGUCUAUCUCUUUCCAUUUUUCUCUUCUGGCGAGAUGCUCCGCCCAGUAAUAGCAAUAAGAAAUAUUUGUGUAGAGUUUAAGUGAAUGAAUGUAAACUAGUAUUUAAAAGACAUGUUUGUGCGUGAUGCGUGCUAGGU